UGGAAAAUACCGAUUUGUCCCUUGCUUUCCUGUUGUUCCACGUGGAUAGCUUACUUGCUAUGCUUCCCAAUCUAUCAUAUAGCCUAAGCAUUUAGCAUUCUGUUUUCAAAAAUUGUUUCUCUUUCAAAUUCAAAAAGAUUCCUCACUGAUUAAUCUGCCUGCCCUCUCUUUCUCGAACUCGUCCUUGCUCUCUUUCUCCAUCUCUCUUGCUUACGGCUUCUUCUUCUUCCUUACCCUUUCUUCUUCUUCUUCUUCUUCCUUACCCCUUCUUCUUCCCGUACCUCACAUUAAACCUAACUUUUUGCGAGAUCAAACCCACUGCUCUAACAUCAAAACCACUGCACUUCCACCUAAUACUCCUUUGCCAUCCAGUUCGAUUCCACCGUAUGUAUUUCGCCACCAACGUUGCUAUUUGCCUCAAGGCUGAAGAUAAUAAAUCUGAUUUUAUUACAAGGAUUUUGAGUUCUUCGAAUCUGAAGACAAAGAUCUAUUUUUUACCGCUCAAUGGUUUUACAGAGUCGGAGAUAUUGUUAUUAAGAUUCAUCCAGAGCUUAUUGACAAGAAGAUUGUCUUCAUAUAUGGUGUCAAAGAUGAAAAUCCUCUUCAUUGUAUUGUGACGUAAGUGAAGAUUGCCCUAAUUACUCCUGAUGGAACUGGAGUAACGCCGGCGACUACUAGCACAAUGAAAGUUGGAAAAUCCUUUCACUAUCCUUUGGAAAAGGAAGAAGCUUGUCUCUUUAAAUCAUCUGUGAUUUCAGCGCCAAUGUCAACGCUGAAGAUCGUUGGAAGAACAUUGAUCAAACUAAAAUGGUAUUGAGAUAUAUAUUAUAUGCAGAUGAAGAAAUAAUUCAUGCAACAGAAGCCGGAUCAAACUAUAAUGAUAAUGGCCAUGAGCCAUUGCAACUCUGAGGUACAAACUCCAGCCACGAAAAUUGUAUUGAAAGAAGUUGAUCUUCGGAGAGGAAGGGAGAGGGCGAUGGUGCGUUACGGAGAAUGCGGUGAACAAGGACAUAACCAACUGUCCUGUUUCAAAACUUCCAAUUUUGUCAUGGAGAUCAGAGAAAUAAUUGUUACACGUAACAUGACGUUGGAACCCGAGAAAUCUACAGGCGGUGGAAUCUUCAUUCCCGCAAAGUUCGGAGGGUCUCAAAGUGAUGCUACUACUACUGAACCAUCAAGUGUGGGUAACAAUGGCCCUUUCACAUGCUUCUAUUUUAAAGUGGUUGAUAUGUGGUGGCGAAAAGACGUUUUCGGCCCUGUUCCAUUUAUUGACUCAAUCAACGAAUUGGGUUUAUACUUAAACUUUCUCCAUUUAAAUAGUAAUAAUAAUUUAUUUAACCAUCGUUGUCUGAUGUCUGUCUGAUGAUGUUCAAUCCCCAAAAUUGGCUUACAUUCUAUGGAUUUACCGACUAGAUAUAUUUUUUAUGAUUAUGUUGUAUGACACACUGUACUUGCAUUACGGUAAAUAAUAUUUGAAAGAUUUCUAUA
Messenger RNA from Vicia villosa (hairy vetch), 1488 nucleotides. RefSeq lists its product as uncharacterized. The transcript is spliced from 9 exons. The record is from RefSeq and is a predicted model, not a curated record. NCBI's taxonomy places the organism in Eukaryota, Viridiplantae, Streptophyta, Magnoliopsida, Fabales, Fabaceae. The coding region runs from base 851 to 1363 and encodes 170 amino acids.